UCCGUGGAUCACUGGACGGAAAUGUCUGACUUGGUCAAACCUCUGACGUCCUUCCUCAUCGAGGACAUCCUGUCCGUCAGGGACGGCGCGAGGUUUAAUGGCAAGUGCUGCUCACAGAAGAUGGAGAGAUGUUUGCAGUGGAAGGAGGAAUCUGAAAACCAGAGGGAGGAACUCUGUCCUGGGGAGACGGUGACGGGAGUAGAGACAGACUCUCUGGACACGUCCUGUCCCAGCACCUCAGAGUCCUGCACUUUUUCCUCCUCGGGGAAACAGAGGCGCUCCAGGGCGGCGUUCACGCACCUCCAAGUCCUCGAGCUGGAGAAGAAGUUCAACCAGCAGAAGUACCUGUCCGCUCCAGAGAGAGCUCACCUGGCCAGCACCUUAAGACUGACCGAGACCCAGGUGAAAAUCUGGUUCCAGAACCGGAGGUACAAGACCAAACGGAAGCAGCAGAUGUCCGAGUUCUGUAAGGACGUGGAGAAAAGUUCAGAUGGACUCAGGGAGGACUUGGUCCGAUCGUCGCUGAUCUCGUCCUUCUGCAGAGCGUAUCAGUACAGACCAUACCUGUGGGAUUACAGUGGCCCCUGGGGGCCCACAUUAUGGUGA
Solea senegalensis (Senegalese sole) is the source of this 606-nucleotide messenger RNA. RefSeq names its product NK3 homeobox 1 (gene nkx3-1). Bases 22 to 606 code for a protein of 194 amino acids. Gene Ontology annotation, molecular function: DNA-binding transcription factor activity, RNA polymerase II-specific; RNA polymerase II cis-regulatory region sequence-specific DNA binding. The record is from RefSeq and is a predicted model, not a curated record. Lineage: Eukaryota; Metazoa; Chordata; Actinopteri; Pleuronectiformes; Soleidae. Gene Ontology annotation, biological process: cell differentiation; regulation of transcription by RNA polymerase II. Gene Ontology annotation, cellular component: nucleus. The transcript has 2 exons.